AGUACUUCCCCCAUGUGUGCACGUCACGUGUUCCUGUGACCCACGUGUGGAGACUCCCUAAACACAGCAACAUGGCGGCCUGUGUGGAGGAGCUGCUCGCCAAAGCUCAGCGCGAGGAAGAGGAGAAGCUGAAGAGCAUCUCUGUGGCCAAGGAGCUCGAUCUAACUUUUGAUAUAGGUAACCUGCUCGCGUGUGACUCGAACCCCGUGGACGCACGCGCCCUAAAGGAGGAUAAAGAGCUGUUUCUGCGCUCAUUAGCACGAGACAACACGCAGCUGCUCAUCAACGAGGUAUGGAAGCUGCGCGCGGAGAGGCUCGAGGAGGCUUUAGUGGUCAAACUCCCCGAGACGAACACUAAGCUGCCCCGCGCGAAGCCUCCACCGAAGCCCCGCGCCAGCACCAAAUGGGAAGAGUUCGCAAAGCUGAAGGGGAUCCAGAAGAAGAAGAAGACCAACCUGGUGUGGGAUGAGAACGCUAAAGACUGGAGGAGACGGUGGGGGUACAAGAGGGGGGGGGACGACACUAAGGAAUGGCUGAUCGAAGUGCCUGUCACAGCGGACUCGAGCGAAGACCAGUUCGCCAAGCGAAGUCAUGCGAAGAACGAGCGCGUGGCGAAGAACGAGUUCAACAGGCUUAGGAACAUCGCGAGGGCGCAGAAGGUCAAAGUGCCAGGCGUGGGUCUGACCCCCGUGGCGUCGCAGGGUAAGGAGGAUCUCACCCGGGCCGCCAGCGUCGCCCGGACCUCCACAGCCUCCGCCGGACGCUUCCAGGACCGCCUGCCCAAAGAGAAGCCCCUGAGGAACCAGGGCAAGAGAAGGAAGUUCGAGCCACUCAUCGGGAACUUCUCCUCGGAGAAGCAGAAGCAACUGGACCUCCUGAAGCUGAUGGACAGCAAGAGGCCCAAGCUGGACGUCACCAAGGCCGUCAACAAGCAGAUGAGGGAGGAGGACCAGGAGGAGGCUGCCGCCAAGUACAAGAAGGGGAAGAAGGGAGGACGUAAAGGAGGAGGCAUGGGAGGGAAGGGAGGAGGAGGCUUUGGAGGGAAGGGGAAGGGAGGAGGAGGAGGCUUUGGAGGGAAGGGGAAAGGAGGUAUGGGAGGAAAGGGGAAAGGAAAAGGAGGCAUGCCGGGGAAGGCCAAAGGAAAAGGAGGUAAGGCUGCACAAGUAGGAGGGAAGAGGAGAGGAAAACCCGGCAAACGCUGAGUAGAACCUCAAGAAACUGGACCUUUAUUUUGAAACAGGAAGAAACUGGUGACUCUGUCUGUAUACAACAAAUACUCAGCAAAUGAAAACCUCUGGAGUCUGUUUCUGUUUUUCAUACAUUCAGAUUUAUAUUGAACCGCUGAGAGCAUCAGGACACUGGACUGGACUUUUAUUUUGGAACAGGAAGUGACUGAUGGCUCUGAGAUGUGUCUGUGACCUGCCUCUGGAUUAUGAUUUAUGUUAUUGCAAUCAAACAGGGCUUUACCAAAUAGUUUAGAAUGAGGUGCAUGCGUCUUCAAACGGAUAAAUACAUCUCAAACUGUUUAAAGAGUUUGUGUGUUUUGUGUAAUGGUCUUAUUUGACAUGCCUUCUGCAGCCCUGUCAGUGCUACUGUGUUUCCUCCUUUCUUCAAGUCAUUUCUGAUCAUUGUUUGCUCUGGUUAUUGUUAUUUCUCCAAGUAUUUCCUUUGAUAUCGAGCAGGCUUCACUCUGAGCGAAGAGCAGUGAAAUGUGUUAAAACUGCUCAAAAAUGAUAUUUUAUGCCUUGUAUACAUUUUUGGACAUGAAAUAUAAUAAAAGAUCUGUUUAUAACACA
Messenger RNA from Eleginops maclovinus (Patagonian blennie), 1796 nucleotides. RefSeq names its product ribosome biogenesis regulator 1 homolog (gene rrs1). Gene Ontology annotation, biological process: ribosomal large subunit biogenesis; endonucleolytic cleavage in ITS1 to separate SSU-rRNA from 5.8S rRNA and LSU-rRNA from tricistronic rRNA transcript (SSU-rRNA, 5.8S rRNA, LSU-rRNA); ribosome biogenesis. Lineage: Eukaryota; Metazoa; Chordata; Actinopteri; Perciformes; Eleginopidae. The transcript is spliced from 2 exons. The coding region runs from base 72 to 1202 and encodes 376 amino acids. Gene Ontology annotation, cellular component: nucleolus; nucleus; preribosome, large subunit precursor. The record is from RefSeq and is a predicted model, not a curated record. Gene Ontology annotation, molecular function: protein binding.